Molecule: messenger RNA, 1236 nt
Organism: Suillus paluster
Lineage: Eukaryota; Fungi; Basidiomycota; Agaricomycetes; Boletales; Suillaceae
Product: major facilitator superfamily domain-containing protein
Exons: 12
Coding region: 1-1236 (411 amino acids)
Biological process (GO): transmembrane transport
Cellular component (GO): fungal-type vacuole membrane
Molecular function (GO): transmembrane transporter activity
Source: RefSeq, a predicted model, not a curated record
AUGUCCACACCUCUCCCCAGCGAUAAAACUGCAACUCAGGCAUUCAAAAGCGCCUUGCAGCCCAUCAAAAGCACUGGAGAUCCCGGAGACGCAAACCACCUAGAUGCGCAAGAUUUUCCAGAGGGUGGCUUUACAGCUUGGGGUACGGCGCUAGGAGCAUUCUUGAUCCAGUUCUGUGGCUUUGGAUACACCAGCGCUUAUGGCGUCUAUGAGGACUUCUAUACUCAAACUUACUUGACCAAUUCCACCCCAUCUGCAAUCGCCUGGAUAGGAAGUGUCAACGCAUUCUUGAUAUUGUCAGUUGGUCUCAUAUCGGGAAGGAUGCUUGACCGAGGUGCAUUCUAUCAUGUGAUGAAAAUCGGCUGUCUCCUCCAAUGUUUCUUCCUUUUUAUGCUGUCCCUAGCGAAGCCAAAUGGAUACUAUCAAAUCUUCCUUUCUCAAGGUAUCGGUUCCGGGUUUGCAAUAGGCCUUACGAAUGUUCCUUCCCUCGCUGUGGUAUCUCAUCACUUCCAGCGACGCAGAGCUUUCAUGAUGGCAUUUGUUGUUGCAGGGGCGUCAAUGGGUGCAAUAUUGCAUCCUAUCAUGCUCAACAACCUUAUCAACGGAAGACUUGGCUUUGCAAAUGGUGUCCGUGCAAGCGCGGGCUUGAUUAGUGGUCUGCUGUUCAUAGCAUAUCUUCUGAUGCGCACAAGGCUUCCACCGCAACCGAAGGCCGUUAGCUACACUCGUGUUCUGCAAAACUCGCUGAGAGAUCCUGCUUAUGUAUGUGCAUGUCUGGGAAUGGCUGCUUUCGAAGUCGGAUUUUUUUCCGAAUCCUUUUUCCUUCAAUUAGACUCCAGUUUGCACGGUCUUGGUCAAACAUUUUCGUUUUACUCACUUACAAUCCUUAGUGCUGGCUCGUUCAUCGGAAGACUUACUGCAGGUAUUAUCUCUGCCUAUGUGGGCAUCCCAAAUACAAUCAUCGGCUACUCCUCAAUAUCCUCCAUUGUACUAUUUACGAUGAUCGGUUUGCGCUCGGUGGCCAGUGUGGCACUGAUAGGUAUUAGCUAUGGUUAUUUUGCUGGAGGCUGCAUAGCAAUGAUGGCGCCAUUGAUAUCAUAUCUGACUCCUGAAAUCUCAGAUAUUGGCGUUCGAAUGGGAAUAGCAUUCGCAAUAUCUGGUGCUCCGAUUUGCGGGGCUGUCCUGACCUCGCAUUAUAUCUGGUGGAAGCCUGCUGUCUUUGCUGGGGUGAAUUGA